Jaminaea rosea is the source of this 2360-nucleotide messenger RNA. RefSeq lists its product as hypothetical. The transcript has a single exon. Lineage: Eukaryota; Fungi; Basidiomycota; Exobasidiomycetes; Microstromatales. The record is from RefSeq and is a predicted model, not a curated record. Bases 322 to 1923 code for a protein of 533 amino acids. Gene Ontology annotation, molecular function: protein binding.
UUGGGCAAUCAGCGGCGAUGUGUGGGUCCUGCAGAAGGGCGGAGGUGCAGGCGAGAGAGAGUGCGGGGAGAAAAAGGCGACAAGCAGCGCAGCGGUGCGUGAAAUCGGCGUCGGUCGAUCCAGCCAAUGGAGAGUGAGAGACAGGGCGGACUGGCGGCCAUCGCGGCGAGGGAAACAAGAGAGAGAGAGCUUGUCGACUUCUCCACAAGGCGAGCAAGAAAAAGCUACGAUCAAGAGAGUAUGAUCGACACCUCGAGGACGACGACGACGACCUCGACGCCCGAUUGACUCGCAGCUGCGGAGGAAGGGACUCGGCGCAGCAUGUCUUCUCCCGCCGGCAAGGCCGCCUCUCUCCCCCUCGAAUUGCUCCCCCUCAUCCUCGACACCCUCUCCUCGUGGUCCUCGGUAUCCACCCUCGCAACCUUCUGCCUCGUCUCCCGCUCCUGGCGUUCCUGGACCCUCCCUCACCUCUGGCGCAGAAUAUGGUUGCGAGACUCGCAUCGCGUCCGCCUCGUCUUCUCCGUGCUGCGCAAUCACCCCGAGCUGUGCCGGCUCGUAAAGGUGCUGGAGUUGCGCGUCUACCCGCUCGGUUUGAGGGCGGAGGAGCUAGAGGAUCUCGAAGAUAGCGUAGCGUGUUCACUGCGGGAAAUGAGCGAGCUGAGGGAGCUUUGCUGGACCAGAACUGGCUCCCUCAACGACCGUUUGUUGCCGGAUAUUGUGAGGAACAAGGGCAAGCUGCGCCACUUGGAAUUGAUGGGGAGCACGCGAGAUUGGAGUGCCACGGCGCCAAUGCUGUGGCAAGGUGUGCCAGGUGGUGACGGAUCUUUCCCAUUUCCACAGCUCAGCAGCUUAUCCAUCAUCCUCCCCGACGCUCUGGCCAUGCGUUGCAUCGUGGAGAUAGCAUCACGUCGUCCGCUCUCCUCUCUCUUGCUCCUCUGUCAGCAUAGCAGCGUCUUCCUACCCGUACACGCGCAACUCCUCGCGCCCCACCUUGACAGGCUCGAGCGCUUAGUCCUCGUGGGGUGCAAAAGACUCGAUGGGCCUAGCUUGCGGACACUCGUGGGAGCCACCGAGCGACUCAAGGUGUUGGCGAUCGAAGGAUGCGCAGCCUUGCACCCUGACAUCUUCCCCAAGCUCGCGCCAACUCUGCGACACAGUCUCACGACCCUCACUCUCACCCUGCCACGCCCGGCGCUUUGCGCUCAUACCACCUUCUAUCAGCAUCUCGCCGGGCUAGUCGACGGGCUGGACGAACUGAAGGAGUUCACGCUCUACGCGCCAGGAGGGCUCAAGGGGGCUGGCGGUGGGGAGAAUGACGAUUUCGACGACGUCGAUGAGACGGCCGGAGAUCAGCCAGUCGAUGGAGGCAAUGCAUCUUUAGCACCGUCAUCCGCCUCUCUGGCUCCCAAGCUACCGCUCUCCUUCAUUCGCUCCCUCACCACUUCACGGCCAGGCCUAACCCUCCUCCGCAUCCACGGGAUAGUCGCAUCGACCGAGUCGCUGCGUCUAAUCGCACAGGCAUGCACGUGGCUACGGGAGCUCGUCGUACAGCUGGAGAGCGUUGCGCCUGCCCCCUCAAGUCAACCGGACGGCUCCGGCUCAAGCUCAAGCUCGACUGCUGGACGAGAAAGCGGACUCAGCGCCCUUCUCGCACCGUUGACGUCGAGCUUGCGCACCUUACACAUCCUCGCAAGAGCAGGCGCCCCCUUCGACUUAGACGAGGGAGACGUGGCGCGACUGGCGGGGAGGAUGAGAGCGUUGCGGCAGGUUGGGUUCCGUAAUCGCGUCUGGGAGGUGCAACGCGAUCUCGGCGUGGCAAUCGAUGAUGAUGAGGUGAGCAGUAGCGCCAACGGCGUCACGCUGAAGCGAUGGGACGCUUCUGAGGGGAGAUGGCCAGAGGUAUUGCUGGUGGUCAAGGCGUGAGCACACUCAGCAAGGGACGUCCCUGACAUCCAUCAUCUCAUCGUCUCCGUCUCCGCCAGCAUUACACCCGCCACCUCCUCGUAGAGACGGACGAAGCGUUCGGCGCCUUUGAUUUCGUGGCGGCAAGGGGCGGACAUCGUCGCUGCGGCCCAGGCAGCGCGGUAGCAUAGCAUCACACGCAUGUACACGAGCGAUCAAUCAUAGAUAGUGUAGCAUCAGAAAGCGGUAGAGAUGUAGAGUACAGAUGAGGAACACGCGGCGCCCUCUUUACGCCCACAACCCCUCCUUCCCUCUGACCCUCACAUCGCCAUACGCCUCGUCCUGUUCCAAUACCACCUGGUCCUUCGUCCCCAAGACGAGCAGCUCAAAGAAGAAACCCGCCGCUGCUCUUCGACUAGCAUUUUUGCUCACCUCAUCGACACUCAACGUGGCCCUCU